AUGCCUUUGAACUCCGCCCCGACGUCGCUUCGUAUCGAACGACCCUCAGGCCAAGGCGUGCGUGUGUCGGUACACGUACGACCGGAACGUCCUCGAGGCGCGCGGCGAGAACUACGUCCUCGAAGAAUACGCGCCGCGGCACGUCGACGACGUCGCGAACGACGUCGUGUUAUCCGACGUCGUCCCCGCGGCGGCUCUGGAAGCGUGCGCGUGCGAGCAUCCGGGGUAUUCGCGCGCGGUGUUGAUGCAGGCGCGUUCUAUCUCACACUGGUUCCCAUACGACCGCGUUGGCGUGGUGAACGCCGAUCCUUAAGGACUUUGCCCGGCGUCUCUCUCCGCCCAGGGUCCCUCGCUUUCAAUCCCCGCCCUCGACGCCUUUCAACUGCACCCCUGACGCCUUUCAACUCCACCCCUGACGCCUUUCAACUCCACCCCGACGUUCGCUUGUAUGGAACGACCCUGCAGGGAUUCGACUGGACGUCUUCCAAGACUAAGGACCGCGGGUGGUGGCGGAACGUGAUGGAACGCGCGGACGCGAUCGCGGCGAUGGGCGUGACGCACCUGUGGCUGCCGCCGCCGUCGCACAGCGUCUCGCCGGAGGGGUACCUCCCGCAGAAGCUGUGGGAUCUGGACGACAGCGCGUACGGGACGGAGGCCGAGCUCAAGGCGCUGUGCGCGAAGCUCAAGUCGCUGGGCGUCACGCCCGUCUGCGACGUCGUCAUCAACCACCGCGCGGCCGAGGGCGUCGGCCCCGAGGGCGCGUACAACCAGUACGGCGAACCGGACGCGAGGGACGUCGACGACGAGGGGAACCACGUCCGGUGGGGGGAGUGGGCGAUCACGUGCGACGACCCGAGCUACCACGGCAAAGGCGGCCCGGACUCGGGGGAGAACUAUCACGCCGCGCCGGACUUGGACCACUCGAACCCGGCGCUGCGGGAGUCGCUGAAGCGAUGGAUGCGGUGGUUGAAGACCGAGAUCGGCUUCGGCGGGUUUCGUUUCGACUUCGUGCGCGGGUACGCGCCGUCGUACCUCGAGGAGUACGUCCGCGCGAUCUUCGACCCCACCGCCGAUCUCGUCGUCGGCGAAAACUGGGUCGACAUGAACUGGGAGGGCUCCACGCUCUCGUACGACCAAGACGGCCCGCGGACGAAGCUCGUGGACUGGAUCGCGUCCACGCACGGCGUCUGCGCGCUCUUCGACUUCGUCACCAAGGGUGCGUUGCAGCGCGCGGUCGAGCACGUCGAGUUUUGGCGACUGAGGGACCGCGCCGGGCGCCCCCCGGGGCUGCUCGGAUGGACGCCGCAGCGAGCGGUCACGUUCACGGAUAACCACGACACCGGGCACCCGCAGAACCACUGGCCGUUUCCGACCGACCGGCAGGAGCUCGGAUACGCGUACGUGUUGACGCACCCGGGGGUGCCGUGCGUGUUCGGCCCGCACGUGUGGACGCGAGAGGACGGCGAAACGCCGGGCGCGGGCGACGUCGGCGCGUUGGGCGAGACGAUCCGGACGCUCCUCGCGGCGCGCAAACGCGCCGGGAUCAGAGCCGAGAGCGAGGUGAAGAUCCUGAUCGCGGAGGCGGACGUGUACGUCGCGCGCGUGGGGCACAGCCUCACGGUGAAGCUCGGGCCGCGGUACGACGUGCCGCCGGAAAUUUUGCCCCAGGCGCCGGAUUGGGUUCUCGCCGCGAGCGGCGAAGAUUUCGCGGUGUGGGAACGCGCGGACCCGGACUACGCGAAGGAGACGGCGGCGAGACCGGUGGAGGAGCCGUUCGAGACGCACGACGACGUCCUGAUCGGCGGCGAUCUGGAAGGGAACGACCGACCGAGCAUCGGCAGCUUCUUCGAGAAGAACGAGGACUCCGAGGACUCCGAGGACUCCGAGGCGUCGGAGGCUUUGGACGACUCGCUCGACGAAGACGGCGAAGAGGGCGUCCUGCGCACUAGUCCCCACGACCGCGUCGGCGAUGUGAACGCCGAUCCUUAA
Messenger RNA from Micromonas pusilla CCMP1545, 1989 nucleotides. RefSeq names its product glycoside hydrolase family 13 protein (gene AMY1). The record is from RefSeq and is a predicted model, not a curated record. Lineage: Eukaryota; Viridiplantae; Chlorophyta; Mamiellophyceae; Mamiellales; Mamiellaceae. The coding region runs from base 1 to 1989 and encodes 662 amino acids. The transcript is spliced from 3 exons. Gene Ontology annotation, biological process: carbohydrate metabolic process. Gene Ontology annotation, molecular function: calcium ion binding; alpha-amylase activity.